Molecule: messenger RNA, 909 nt
Organism: Elephantulus edwardii (Cape elephant shrew)
Lineage: Eukaryota; Metazoa; Chordata; Mammalia; Macroscelidea; Macroscelididae
Gene: PECR
Product: peroxisomal trans-2-enoyl-CoA reductase
Exons: 8
Coding region: 1-909 (302 amino acids)
Biological process (GO): phytol metabolic process
Cellular component (GO): peroxisome
Molecular function (GO): trans-2-enoyl-CoA reductase (NADPH) activity
Source: RefSeq, a predicted model, not a curated record
AUGACUGCUGUGAUUAAGAGCAAGAGCUACUUGGCGGCCGAUUUGCUACAGGGCCAAGUGGCCAUCGUCACCGGCGGGGGCACCGGCAUCGGAAAGGCCAUAACGACUGAACUCCUGCACCUGGGAUGUAAUGUGGUCAUUGCAUCUCGUAAAUUUGACAGAUUAAAACUGACUGCAGAUGAACUCAAUGCCAGCCUGCCUUCCAACAGCCAGGCUCGAGUCACUCCUAUCCAAUGCAACAUCCGUAAGGAAGAGGAGGUGGAUAAUUUGGUCAAAACUACCUUAGAUCGUUAUGGUAAGAUUAAUUUCUUGGUGAACAAUGGAGGAGGCCAGUUCCUGUCUACCGCUGAACACAUCAGUGCCAAGGGAUGGAAUGCUGUGGUUGAAACCAACUUGACAGGCACCUUCUAUAUGUGCAAAGCAGUUUAUAACUCCUGGAUGCAGGCACAUGGCGGAUCUAUUGUCAAUAUCGUUGUCCUUACUAAAAGUGGAUUUCCAUAUGCUGCCCAUAGUGGAGCUGCAAGAGCAGGAGUUUGCAAUCUCACCAAGACCUUGUCCUUGGAAUGGGCCAGCAGUGGAGUACGACUCAACUGUGUUGCGCCUGGUGUAAUUUAUUCCGAGACUGCAUUUGCCAACUACGGUGAUAGGACAGCAGAACUGUAUUCGAGUAUUCACCAAAUUCCAGCCAAAAGAUUUGGAACACCUGAAGAGGUCUCAUCCAUGGUCUGCUUCUUGCUGUCCCCUGCAGCUUCCUUCAUCACUGGACAGGUUGUGGAAGUGGAUGGCGGCCAGUCUAUGUAUAUUAACUCAUUCUGGGUACCAGAUCAUGACAACUGGCCUGAAGGAGCAGGGGACAUGACCGGUCUAAAAAAGUUGAAGGAGAAAGUGAAACCUGUGUCUAACCUCUAA